AUGGCCUCAAGAGCCUCGAUCGUGGGCGCACGCGCAACCACAUGCCGCCAUUGUCUGGUUUCACAGACCCGCGUGGCUGCGCUCCAGUCUCAAAAACGAUUCAUUACCGAAAAUGUUACGCGAAGACGGGCACUCCACGAACAGGCAUGGCGACGUAAAGCCGCCAAGAUCAAAGCGGGCGAAGAAUACAAUCUAUGGGAUGUGCUGAAAGAGCGUGGCUACGUCAAGGAUACUGCUGGCACUUCGGAACAGAUCUGGGAGCUGAUGAGGAGGAAACGAAUCAGUGCCUAUGUCGGAGUCGACCCUACCGCGCCAUCUCUGCAUGUCGGCCACCUUCUCCCCAUGAUGGCCUUGUUCUGGAUGUACAUACACGGUUAUGGGGCGGUCACGCUGGUCGGAGGCUCAACCGCCAAGGUGGGCGACCCAACAGACCGCCUAAAGGACCGCGACAAGAUGACGGGAAGCGACCUCACCAUGAAUACCACCAAGAUACACUACCAACUCAAGUCACUUUGGCGUAAUGUCGACGCCCGAGCGAAACACUACAAGUAUGAGAAGGACUCAUCGUGGAGUCGUGCCAUUAUGAACAAUAGUAUAUGGCUGAACAGCACGCCCAUUAUGGAAAUUGUUGGCCGGCUUUUCAAAGGCAUGCGCAUGGGACCACUCUUGUCUCGCGAUACCGUCAAGAGGAGGCUCGAGGGGACUGCUGAAGGCAUGCCGCUGGACGAGUUCAUUUACCCCCUCUUGCAAGGAUGGGACUGGUGGAAACUGGUCGAGCAACAAGACGUGAUGAUGCAGAUUGGUGGAUCGGACCAGUACGGCAAUAUUGUCACAGGUGUCGAGGCGGUCAAGUGCAUUCGCGACACAGAGCCCAACCCCGACUUCCGCAUGGACGACUCCCUGGAAAACACUCCCGUCGGCUUUACUGUCCCAUUGCUGACCGACUCUUCUGGCGCCAAAUUCGGCAAGAGCGCAGGGAAUGCCGUAUGGCUAGACCCCUUCAUGACCAGCUCAUUUGAUCUCUACGGGUACUUUAUGCGCCGACCGGACGCCGAUGUCGAGAAUCUCCUCAAAGUCCUGACUUUUAUGCCUCUUGAAUCGGUCAAGACAGUCAUGGAAGAACAUGCCCGGGAGCCCGCUAAACGCGUUGCCCAGCAUGCUCUGGCUUUCGAGCUCGUCGCACUGGCUCAUAGCGAACAGUUGGCCAAGGAUGCUCGAGAGCAGCAUCAAGCCAUGUACUCCAAGAAAAGUGGUAUCUCUACGGCUAAUGCACUGCCCACCGCCCAGGAAGAACUAAAACAGUACCCGCAAGAUGGUAAGCCGGCUUCUCAGGAGGCGGCCAUCAACUUCAAGGCCGAUAUGGAACUGCCCGAAUCACUCAUUACUGGCAAGUCCUUGGGCCACGUUCUCUACGCCUCUGGCCUUGCUAGCUCAGUCUCUGAUGGUGUGCGCUUGACAAAAUUCAACGGCGCCUAUGUAGCUGGAGCUCCGGGUCAGAAGUCAGCCACGAACAAGGGCAUGACAUGGGGAGAUUUGACUUUUACUCCUGCAAAGAACUGGUUCCCAAAAGACAAUCGCAAUUUCCUCAUUGAUGGCGAACUGCUGAUUGUGCGUCGUGGCAAGCACUUCAUUCGUAUCAUCAAGGUAGUGUCGGACGAGCAAUGGGAAAAGAGCGGUAAGAAAUAUCCUGGAGAGCAUGGCACCGGCCACACUAGGGAGAUAACAGACACAAUCAAGUCUCUGCGCGAGACAGGCAUGGAUCUGUCCAGGAAAUCAUGGGAUCAAAUGAGAGAAGAACUCAGACACGACAAGGGAAGAGAAGAGGCUGAACAAAAAGGUCAGCUGUAUAUUCCCACAGGCACACCACCUGAUAAGCCCAUGUCAAAGAAAGAUACCACGUAA
This is a messenger RNA of Pestalotiopsis fici W106-1, 1902 nucleotides long. RefSeq lists its product as uncharacterized. Gene Ontology annotation, molecular function: RNA binding; tyrosine-tRNA ligase activity; ATP binding. Gene Ontology annotation, biological process: tyrosyl-tRNA aminoacylation. Gene Ontology annotation, cellular component: mitochondrion; cytosol. Lineage: Eukaryota; Fungi; Ascomycota; Sordariomycetes; Amphisphaeriales; Sporocadaceae. The transcript has a single exon. The record is from RefSeq and is a predicted model, not a curated record. The coding region runs from base 1 to 1902 and encodes 633 amino acids.